AUGGCUCAUCCAAUGCCUGGCCUCAGGAAGCAGCUGCGUGGUGCUGCCAAGCUGGGCAGUCUCUUGAAGAAUAUCGUCCUCAAAUUCUUCACGAGGGGUCAGUCUUCAUCAUCUGCCGAGCCAACACUUCAUAAGCACCCAUUCUUCUCUUCUGUCCCACGUUCGAGGCGGUCCCUUCACUACAUACAGGAGUACUCGUCUCCAAUGGGCCCGCUCAGGCCCGCUAUCUCGCAGCUGGUCAGCGUAGACUCGCGCUUCUUAAGCGUUCGCGCCCAAGGCUUGAGUAGCUUCUCCGUUCCUGCAGCGAGCGAAGCGAUGUCGGAGACAGUUCCAGCAGGAGCCCGCACUGGAUACGAAGAGACAGCCUUGCCGAUGUCUCGGUUGCCACUAACGGGGCCGCAGCUGCCUCUGCAUUCAAAUAGUACUAAUAUUGCUGGUAGAGUCAAGCCUUACAUCGCGCUAAAAGAUUCCCUUCACAGCACAGUUACCUGCGGAACACCGACCUCACAAGAAAAGCCUCAGCUUCCAACGCCGUCAAAAAAGAAAGACCGUCGCGUUCAGUUGAACAUGACCAUUCAGAUUUGCGAGUACUUCCCCCUUGACGCUCCUGAUGACAUACGGCUUUCAGAGAAUGCCACAGAUCGACUACUGUCAGCUCAUCCCGACAUGCAUAACCAACGCCCUCUCGGACGGUUGAGUCUUCGGAAAAUUGAAGUCACGUUUGGACGCGAUACUGCCCAAGAUCAUAAAGCGGUGACUACAGACACCAUUCCAGCCACACCCGUUCAGUCUCCGGUGGCCAUUUCUGAGUAA
Neospora caninum is the source of this 813-nucleotide messenger RNA. RefSeq lists its product as hypothetical. The coding region runs from base 1 to 813 and encodes 270 amino acids. The record is from RefSeq and is a predicted model, not a curated record. The transcript has 2 exons. Lineage: Eukaryota; Apicomplexa; Conoidasida; Eucoccidiorida; Sarcocystidae.